AAAAUACAUCGAUGUAUAUCGUCCAUCCCUAGUUUCCUGUAUUACCAAACAUAAUAUUUACAUUAUAACAAAAUAGCUGAUUGUAGUGCUGUCAAUUUCCUAAUCAGUGAUACAAAAUUAGACAAUUAAUCAAAGCUUUUCUCAGCAGAAAUGGAAAAACAUUUGGAAAGUUGUAUGGAUGAAAUAACAAAAUCACCUGGUGUUACUGGAUGUAUUUUAGCAGAUAAUCAAGGACUAUGCCUUGGAGUGCGGGGCAAAGCGUCGUGCCAGAGCUCGGGAAUCAUCGCUGCGAUAGCUAGCCAAGCAGCGCGACUGGAGCCGGGGGCCAAGCCGCCUGUCGUGUCGCUGGAAAAUGACAGCCGGCAGUGCCUGAUGCAGCAGAGUGGAGCCAUCACUGCUGCCAUCUACAAGGUGCACCAAGCCGCGUGAACCGACACUCCACUGGUCCGGUUGCAACCAGUCCAGUGCUGUACACGUCUCACCAGGGCCGUCCGGCAAAACCAAGGGCCCAGCGGCAUAUCAUUUUGACGGCUCCUCUCCGUACUAUUUAAUGUACAGCUUUAAAAUACCCACAAUUAAAAAUAUAUAUGUGGACUGUAAACAUGAUCUGUGCACAUUGCAUAUAACUCGUAGGUUUUCCCAUAACUUAUAUUAACAACAGACUUGUGACUUUCGUCCUGUCUGGGUAAACCCAAGCAUUAAAAAUAAUCUUGAAACUCAAUAGGGGCUCCCUUGACCCCAGGCUUCCCCCCUUUACCCUGCACCUUCCUGUUUACAGCCCUGUGUCUCAUUAGUUUUCAACACUGAAUCUGUAUUUUAUAAGUAUGUCAUAGGGGUAAUAUACUCUUAGAUUAUUGCCAAACUUAAGCAGGGGCAUGAAAAUGAGAAGAAAAAAAGGGGGGGGGGGGAGGGGUUGGAAUGGUACAAAGAAAUCUAAAUAACCCAACAGCUUGAACACCGGCACUUGGGUUAUUUAUAAUGAAAGUAGUGCAUACUGAACUGUAACUUAAUGUAAACUCAUGUUAUUGGGAUCUGAAAAUAUAAAGUGAAAACAA
Molecule: messenger RNA, 1055 nt
Organism: Bacillus rossius redtenbacheri
Lineage: Eukaryota; Metazoa; Arthropoda; Insecta; Phasmatodea; Bacillidae
Product: ragulator complex protein LAMTOR5-like
Exons: 4
Coding region: 151-429 (92 amino acids)
Biological process (GO): positive regulation of TORC1 signaling; cellular response to amino acid stimulus
Cellular component (GO): Ragulator complex; lysosome; cytoplasm
Molecular function (GO): guanyl-nucleotide exchange factor activity
Source: RefSeq, a predicted model, not a curated record